Molecule: messenger RNA, 1218 nt
Organism: Candidozyma pseudohaemuli
Lineage: Eukaryota; Fungi; Ascomycota; Pichiomycetes; Serinales; Metschnikowiaceae
Exons: 1
Coding region: 1-1218 (405 amino acids)
Molecular function (GO): protein binding
Source: RefSeq, a predicted model, not a curated record
AUGGGAGAGAGCUUCAACGAAAAAGAUGAUAUCAAGAGAAGAGAUUAUGAUGUCUUCAAUGAUCCUUCAAGUGACGAGUUCGAGGCCCAUGACACCGAUCCAGACUCACUUCAUGACAAGCAGCAUAAUUAUCCACAGCACGUGGCUAAGGAAUUUCCUAGCAGUCCCCCUGUGCUUCCCCAAAUGUUGGAAUUCGACAUUUCCACCACUACUCAAACGGUUCCGGAUUCUCCGGUGAAUAUCAAUCCUGGUUUGGCAAGUUUGAACACCUCUCCGGUCCAAAAGCAUAAACCCAGAGUCAUUGAUCACAGAAGCUCGGAACCAGAUUUUGGCAUCGGUCCCUUCAAUCGUUUCAAGACCUCCAGCUACAUUGCAUGUCCUUCGACUGACACGGAUUAUGCGAGCGAGCCUGAUCCAGCGGUCUCCGCCUCGCUGUACGCUUUGGCAAGAAAUAAGCUUUUGCAGGCAUUUGAAGACGUAACUGCCUCGGUUAGUUUGGAAGGAAUGGGUCUCACAGAGGUGCCAGAAGAGAUUCGAGACUUGAAUAAUUUAGUCAUCUUUUCGCAAGACCCAACCAAAGACUUGUACCAGUUGUACUUGACAAACAAUCGGCUACGGUCUCUUAAUCCAGCUUUGUUUGCUUACACUAAGCUCAAUGUCUUGAGUUUGCGCCAAAAUCUCCUUCGGUCUAUUCCUGCCAGCAUAAAGCAUCUCACGAACUUGUGUGAUCUCAACAUUGCAACAAACCAUCUACGCUACUUACCAGUUCAAAUUCUUGACCUCCCAAAGCUUAGCACAUUUAGAGCGGGACCCAAUCCAUUCAUUUCCAUUCCUGUUGAUGCCAUUCAGAUACCGGAGUCCGAGGUCCCCUCUCCGAAGUUUGUCAGCCAAAUCAUUGAACACUUUGAGAAAUCAAACGUCCCCACUUUGAAGGCCUUAUGUUUGCAUACCAUUGCUAAAUAUGACGUGACGUACAGCGAGACGCAUUCCUGGAAGCGCCAUACCCCUCGUGUCGUACAUCACUUAAUAGCAAAGGCAAUCGCAAAGGGCAUGUUUGAGGAUACUUGCAGUGAAUGUGAAACUGUCAUAGUGGAACCAUACGCAGAGGUGUACGAGUGGUGGGAUUUCCUACAAAACACUAAUGUACCCUUCAAACGAGAGUUUUGCUGUGGCAAAUGUGUCGGUCAAUACAAACUGAGAACAGGAUAUUAUCGCUAA